Daphnia pulex (common water flea) is the source of this 4437-nucleotide messenger RNA. Its product is annotated as condensin-2 complex subunit D3-like. Gene Ontology annotation, cellular component: condensed chromosome, centromeric region. The coding region runs from base 94 to 4374 and encodes 1426 amino acids. The record is from RefSeq and is a predicted model, not a curated record. Gene Ontology annotation, molecular function: histone binding. NCBI's taxonomy places the organism in Eukaryota, Metazoa, Arthropoda, Branchiopoda, Diplostraca, Daphniidae. Gene Ontology annotation, biological process: meiotic chromosome condensation; mitotic chromosome condensation. The transcript has 8 exons.
CCGAAUGUUUCCCGCCUGAAAUAUGACGCUGUGUUCGUGGCUUGCAUGGCCAUGGUGGCUUGAUUCGAAAAUAGUGUAGUAGAUCGUAAUAAAAUGGAAGAUAACGUUGAAAUGUACCAACAAACCGUAGCUUCAGAAUUGGAUUGUUUACAAUUGGAUAAACUUGAAACAGAAUGGAUAAAGGAAGUGAUCGACAACGACUUUUUGCAGUGUCAAGACAUUCCACUGCUUUAUGAUGAAAUUCUGGAAGAAUGCCAUAUCACUUCACGAUUAAUUCAUUUACAGAAAGCUUUUUUACUGUGGUUAGAAUCAAAUAAGGGAUCAUCUGAGGAUAGUGAGGUUUCUACAGCUACGAGACAGUCACUAGGUAGUUCACUGAUGCCAGAAAAUAACUCAGCUGCUGUCAACACCAACCUUACAAACAAUGGGUCCCGCUUCUGGAGUUUUCUGUUUCAAGAGAAAAAAGUUAAUAUCCAAAGUCUUUUAGCUCUCAUUGGUUUUUUUAUUGACAGAGGUUCAACACUUUCCAGCACCCAUGAAGAACGCCAAAGAUGUUUUGAAGCUGCCAAAAUGUACUUGACAAUUAUAUGCAUACCGGGGAGCAUGGCUUUCAGAGUCUUUCAUCAAAUGCUCUAUAUGAAGGCAUUGCAACUUGUCCAACUAUAUGUGCAGACUAGAAAAUAUGCACAGAAAAGUGCACUACAAUCUCAACAAGCUAAGAAAGGUCACAAGCAAACACAGCCUGUAGCAGAAUUUGAAGAAGAAGAAGGAGAAGCUCCGAUUGGACCAGAGGAAAUAGCUGCUGUUGAAAAAGCCAUGUCAAGGUUUUUGGAUGCUUUAUUUUUGGUUGCUCAGCAUCUCUCCUUCAAACGAUAUCCCAACAUUUUAAAAGAAACUGUUGAAUGCAUACUACCAAUUAUCAACCUAGAUAGGGGAGCAGUGAGUUUGAAGGCUCUUGAAAUCAUACACAACUUCUGCAAUCCACUUCAUGGUGAUGCUGUCCAAACUGUCCAUCACGUCUUUGUACAUAUUUUACCGUACCUGGUGCUUGAUCCAAGUGAAAAAGACUUAAAUAACAAGAAUUUGGUGGCCUUAAAAGACAUCAGCUUCAAUUUAGUCAACAGCUUCAUCUCCAAGUUCGGAGAGAUCAUUUACCCUCUCGUGCAUGGACUUAUUAAACACGUUUGUGUCGAAGUCGUCGAUAGAGCAGAGUAUCGUCAUAAAACAGCCCAAACAGCUCUAGAUUUGCUCCAACUUAUUCCAGAAGAGCACCGACAAGGGACUAUCCGUUGGUUCCUAUUACUUGCUCACACGGAGCAAGCCUUCCUUCGUCUGUUUUCUUUGGAAAUACUGUCAAUUCUAUUGCAAAACGGCCAAAUUGACAUGCUCACUUUUGCUGUUAUCUUUGGCCAAUGCUCCGAUCAGUCAGCAACUGUUAGAGCCAAAGCACUUUCCAUACUGGGUGAAUGUAUCGAGUCGAACGAUCGCUCUGUUGUUGAAAUAUUCGACAUAAUUUUUAGUGAAGAAGUAGAUAGACAAACAACUGGCGCCGAAGAAUUAGAGGAAGAAUCUGACAUUGUGGAAAUUUUGCAAGGAGAGGAGCCCAUCAACAUUACUGCUGCGCUUUUGCCUAAAGCAUCUGCUAUUAUGAAUCUUCUCAAGGAGCGUGCCGUCGACGAAAAAGUCCAUGUGCGUAAGAAUGCCCUGCAAUUGCUGCUCUCGGUCACUCGACGACAUAGACGCUAUCUUACUCAAGAUCUUCUUAAACUCCUUGGAAAUGCGUGCCGUGACGUCGCUAUGCUCAUUCGUCGCAAUUCAGCUCAAAUGAUGACAGAUCUUUUGUGCGAACACUCAGAAAAUGAAGCCGUUCAAAAAAUAUGGGCUCGAUCGGUACUACCCUUGGUAAUCGAUGGUGAGACGCGUGUGCAAGAGAAAGCACUUGAAUGUGCUGAUCAGUUCGUAUUGCGAUCAUUGGUCGGGAAUGACAGCCAGAAAGGUUGGAUUCUUUUAGAAGUCAUCAUCGAACUAGGUUUGGACAUCUAUUUGAGCAAAGCCGUCGAAAUGUGGUCUCGUCAACAACAAAUUCCAGCUCAACUUUUACGGACUCUACUUUCAAACUCCGAGCAGCGUCCCCGAGCUGCACUAACUCUCGUCGCAAUUUUCGCUCGCCAUGCGACCAUUGACAACAACGUCAAGAAAUUUGCCCUUGAUUAUUUGCAAGAAAACAUUGGAUCAACAAAUUCGGUGAAUGUUUAUUGUAUACAGCAAGUAUACAAAGUCAUUGGAGCAACUCUACCUAGCAUGAGCAAGGAGAAUGUACAAACUAUACGUGAAAUUUCAAGCCGCUUCGUUGCCAAUUCGCAAUUAUCUACAAACGUGAUUGCCACUGCUUGCGACAUGAUAGUGUUUUGUAUUCAGCAGCAAGUGGCCGAUGAAGACAAAGCACGCAAAGAAGCUGCUGAAUGGGCAGGGGAAAUUAUAUCCAGUUCCGGUGAAUUUCUUAGCAUCCAUCUCAGAAAACAAGAAAAUGUUUCGCCAGAAGAGGAAGAACAAUUGGCACGACGGAUUCUCACUCUAGGCUGUGUUGGCCUGCACUGUCCACAACAAGUAAACAAACGACACUUCUUGCUGUUGCAACACGCUGCUUUUCAACCAGAGAGUGGAGUCGAUGCUCCGAUUCCUUUUUCACAGCCACAGUCACAACCCAAACGAAAACUUCCUCCACGUUUACAAGCAGCCGCUGUUAUUUCGCUGGGUAAACUCAGCGUUCAACAUGAAGAGAUGGCUAAGCGGCUCAUUCCUGGUUUGGGUCGUUUACUCGAGACGACGCCACAUGAGGCUGUCCGCAACAACAUCGUAUGCUGUUUGUGCGAUUGGGUUAUCCGUUACGCGACAGCCAUCGAUCCUGUUAUGCCUCAAGUAACGGCCUGUUUACGUGACCCAACUCCCGCUGUGAGGAAACAAACCCUUGUCUUACUGAUUCACCUUCUCCAAGAAGACUAUCUGAAGAUCCGGGGCACAUUCUUUUUCCGCAUCCUGCAGCUGGCAUGCGAUGACGAUGAAAGUUUACGAGACCUGGCUCUUUUUUAUGUUACCCAGCGUUUACUCCAUAGACAACCUACCAUUAUCCAGCAACACUUCAUUGAAUGUGUGUUCCAUUUUAAUGACUACAAGGGUCACCCAACGUACAACCGAUAUGCUUUAACGGAUCGAGAGAAAAAACUAUUUUCCAUUGCUGGCCAACAACAUACCCGUCGUCGAUUUCAGAUCUACCAGUUUAUGCUUCAGAAUUUAGACGACGAGGCGAGAUUUCAGCUUACAUUCCGACUUACACGCGAUGUGCUCCAUGGUGUUGUUGAAGAAGUUAUGUCUCUCAAAAACGCUUCCACUGAGGCUGUGUUGAAAGAUGCCCUGGCUGUACUAUCCUGCGACGACAUCAAACUAGCCUCUCUGUCAGCUUCAACGGAUGACGAUCCGGUAGAGAAAGAAGACAUAGCUCAAGCUAUCGUUCAGUCCACAAAAAAGGCUAUUAUCGCGCAGGUCGUAAAACGGAAUGUUAUCGAAAACAUUGUACCGAUUGUUGUAGCUUUGAAGCGCAAGCUAGCUGCUAAUAAAUCCUCACUGAUGGGCAACUUAAUGGUUUUUCUACGAGAGUUAAUGAAGGACUAUAAAGAUGAGAUCCAAGAAAUCUUAGCAGAAGAUCGCCAGCUAAUGGCUGAAAUUGAUUUCGACAUCAAACGUUUUGAACAACAAGAGAGGAUGGAAGCCGAAAUGCCAACACCCCGAGUAGAUCGAACCAUACCACCCCCAGAAUUAGUUAAUCCGCGUGAGGAUGAGCAAGUAAGAGUUCAAUCGAAUGACAGGCGAAGUCUAGCCAAUAAUCGUACACUAAGGCCUUCAGACAAGCCAGUGGAGACUCCGAUAAAAUCAAAUGCAAUCCCUAAAACAACCGAACAAGUCGUUGAAAAAAGUCCAGUAGAAGAAGCGCUAUCAACAUCAUCGGAACCACAAGAACCGACCAAUAAGUCUAGAAGGUCCACAAGGAAAACACAAGUUUCAUUCGCUAAUGACAGUGCAAGAUUGAAUGGAGAUCCAGUCGAGCAAGUGCCAUCAGUAGCCGAUACUUCUGUUCCCUUCGUACAACCAAGCGUGGAUAAGUUACCUCCUAAAAAUGUGGCAGUGAAACGUCUUCUAGCAUCCAGAAUUAUGAGUACUCCCAUUCGAAACGUUCCAGUCGACGACGUCAGUUUUCAAAUACGAGACGUUGAUUUGAGCAACAUUCAUUUACCGGAUCAUGAAAAUAAUCAAGCCGAUUCUUUACCCGAGCUCGAAUCUACUCCGAAAAGGAAAUCCAAAAGAAGAAGAUGUAAUUGAAGUUCUUUUAACUAACGUUGGUUUUAAAAUAAAUUGCAAUAAAAUCUUGUCAAAUGUUUUGAA